GGCAGUGUAGCGGACCUUGGUGUGAGCGAUAAAACGUGAGUGGCUGGCCGCCGCGGUCCAGUCAGCCAGACGCCAUGAUCACAGCCACACCCGCCACCGCCCUUGUGGCAGCACUAUGUCUGCUGAGCGGCGUGACGGCACAGCGAGGAAAUUACGUAGACGAAGGCGCUUUCGACUACGCCGAGCCCGCACCGCCCCAGCGUGCCGCACCCCGCCCCGCCCCCGCCUACAGGCCUACCUCCUCCCUUAGUGCCGCCCCUCGCCCCACACCUGUGCCAAUCCUCAAGCAGAUCAACAGGCAUAAUGAGGACGGCUCUUACACUUACGGCUAUGAGGGAGCGGACGGUGCCUUCAAGAUCGAGACCAAGCUGCCUAACGGUGAGGUCAUGGGCAAGUACGGCUAUGUGGACGACUCGGGCAAGGUGAGGGUGAUCGAGUACGGCGCAAACAAGUACGGCUUCCAGCCAGCCGGAGAGGGCAUCACCGUGGCGCCACCCACUCUGGUCGAUGAGACCACCAAGAGGAAUGGUGUUUCCGGACCUCUCGCCAGCAACGAGCCUUUGGAGUAUGAGGACGGCAGUUACUACGAGGAGGCCCCGGUGAGAGCCGCUCCACCCCCAAGGCCUGCCCCUAGACCUGCCCCGAGGCCCGCACCCCGCCCAGCACCUCGUCCCGCUCCCCGCCCUGUCCAGCAACCCCAAUACUCCCAGGACGUCGCGAGCUUCCAGUCCUCCCAGAACUUCGGUCCCUCCAGACCGGCACCCUCCUCCUCCUUGGGCCCUGUUCCUCCUAGGGCCGCCGUGGCAGGAGCUGCUCCUGUCGGCCCUCCACCCUCGUUCUCGCAACCCGCCCCUCGCCCCGUGGCUAGGCCUCCACCCCAGCAGAGUUACUUCUCUCCCGCUCCCGUCUACGAAUCCAGACCCGCUCCUCCUCAACUUCAACCCCAACAACAACAAUCCAGGCCCUCCUACGGACGAUCCGGUGGCAUCCUGGACCAACUAGAAAAGGACUUCGCCCUCCCGUCCAACAGCGCACCCGCUCUCCAUGACAUCACCUUCAGUUCUUACUGAUAACAGCAGCACCUAGUGGUAGUGGAGUGACUUGGACUAUAUUUUGAAAUUUAGCUGUGUAAGAAAUAUUUAUUGAGGCGCGCUGCCCUGUAAGCUGACUGAAAUGUGAGAUAGAAAUAAAGCCACCUUUUGUACAUAGCAACUUGUACAAACACACCAUGCUGGCUCGCAAGUGUUUCGGAUCCUGGAAUAGUUUCCUUGCAUUUAUGUUGUUUAUAUUACCUAAUACUAGUUAGAGGUAUCAUUCAAUACUGAACGAAUAGUAAUUGAAAGUCUUGCUUAGUAAGCGAAACAAGGAUUAGAUCAGUAAUGUUUUGUUUCUUACAAUUUGACACAGUGCAGAGGAAUUUAAUUCUUUUGCUACCAAAGAUUACAGCAGUACUAUGUGGUGAGUUAUAUGGUACAACAUUAGACAUUGAGCCGCUCGGUAGUCAAAGGGUCAAUGAUGUUAGUUGGUAUCAUAGUACCAUUAGGUAUUAUUGCAAUUUUGGUUUUGAAACAAUUUGAAAACACUUUUAAGAUAGGUUACAGCUCGAAAACUAUACAGCUGUUCUUGGAGUCUUCCUGGUUUGUACUUCCCUUGAUAGGUGAUUUUGGGAAAUGUUAUAAUAUAUAGCCAAGCAUUUAUUUUGACAAACAAAGCAUCUCAUGUAGAAAGGCUGCAAUACUACACCUGGAACUCCUUGAUGAGACAACUUAAAGUUGAAACGCUUGCCUAAAUAUUUUGAAAAAUAUUCACUCGGCCAUCACUCAUAAAAAUGCUUUAAAACAAACAUCUGAUAUAUAUAUAUAACUACUACACUUUCACGGAAACCAAAAUAAUGAAUAUUUUUUUAAAUUUAUUAAUAUAAUUUAAGUCCAAUUUUCUACGGCUUGUGUUGACUUGUAGCCUAGGGUUGGAAAAUAUAUGUUUUUGCUUGAAAAUCCCUUAUAUGCCUCAUAAAUCAGAACGUAGUGAUUUUAUUAGUUCAUUCCAAAGGCAAGGAGGUUUUAAUCAAAUACUAAUCCAAAUUAUAGUCUCUUACUUAACUAAUAAAAUUGUAACUUUUUAUCAAUUUAGUCAUAUCAACAAGAUAGGGGUUCUCAUUUUAGUUUAUCUAUAUUUAGUCUUAAAUCAGCAAAUAUGAUUGAAUCAUUCAGAAAUGUAUAAUUAGAGCAAACAAAUUUUUUAGUUAUAAUUAAAAACAAACAAAAUUUAUAUUUUUGUAAGUAAUAUGCAUCUUUAAAUACUGCUCAAUAUAUUUGGCAAGAAAAAGAUAAAUUUACAAACACCCGUCUAAGGAUGUUAUGAGUUAAUCUAUACGAACAUUGAGCCCGUGAUAUUUUGACAAGCGGCUAAAAUUUAAGUUAUUGCAGCCCAUAUCAAUAAACACGUCUUUCAUUUA
Molecule: messenger RNA, 2455 nt
Organism: Homalodisca vitripennis (glassy-winged sharpshooter)
Lineage: Eukaryota; Metazoa; Arthropoda; Insecta; Hemiptera; Cicadellidae
Product: skin secretory protein xP2-like
Exons: 3
Coding region: 75-1070 (331 amino acids)
Cellular component (GO): chitin-based extracellular matrix
Molecular function (GO): structural constituent of chitin-based larval cuticle
Source: RefSeq, a predicted model, not a curated record